Aspergillus puulaauensis is the source of this 1479-nucleotide messenger RNA. Its product is annotated as flavin-containing monooxygenase. The coding region runs from base 1 to 1479 and encodes 492 amino acids. NCBI's taxonomy places the organism in Eukaryota, Fungi, Ascomycota, Eurotiomycetes, Eurotiales, Aspergillaceae. The transcript has a single exon. The record is from RefSeq and is a predicted model, not a curated record. Gene Ontology annotation, molecular function: flavin adenine dinucleotide binding; N,N-dimethylaniline monooxygenase activity; NADP binding.
AUGACGAACAACAACUUGAACUCCUUCCGCGAUGUGAUCAUCGUAGGCGCUGGUAUUUCCGGAAUCAACACUGCCCAUCAUAUCCAAACGAAUCUUCCCAAUUUCAAUUAUUCGCUACUUGAAUCCCGGAGCAACAUCGGGGGUACAUGGGACUUAUUCCGCUAUCCUGGGAUCCGCUCUGACACAGACCUGCAUACAUUCGGGUUCCCGUGGAAUCCAUGGCAUGAAAAUAGAGCCAUAGCAGAUGGCGGAUCCAUCGCUAAUUACCUAUGUCAGUCUGCCAGAGAUGCGGGUAUCGAUCAACAUAUCUUGUUUCGAUACCGUGUUGUCUCUGCAAAUUGGUGCACCGAAGUGGGACUAUGGGAACUGGACAUUGAUAUAGAAGACAACCGCCGUGUGCAGCUGCAAUGCCGGUUUCUGGUCUUGGGAACGGGCUACUAUGAUUACACCGAGGGACUCGAGCCAGAUAUCGCCGGGCUCUCGACCAACUUCAAGGGCACCGUGGCCCAUCCCCAAUUCUGGCCCGAGAGCCUGGACUACACCGACAAGCGCGUUGUGAUUAUUGGCAGCGGUGCAACUGCCAUCACGCUUCUACCAAAUAUCGCCACAAAGGCUGCACAUGUCACCAUGGUGCAGCGCAGCCCAACAUACAUCAUGUCCAUUGACAACCAGACGGGCAGUUCCCUGAGACACAAGGUGCUGCCACAGUCCUGGGCCUUCAAGAUCGAUAGAUGGAUAUUCAUGUGGGCUAUUGUCGUGAUAUACCAGGCCUGUCGGCUCUUCCCCGGGUGGUCCAGAAAGACCCUGCAGUCAGCCGUUGCGAAACAGCUUCCAGACCACGUCCCAAUCGACCCCCAUUUCGUGCCACGGUAUAAGCCCUGGGACCAGCGGCUUUGCUUUUCUCCCAAUGGGGACUUCUUCGAGAGCCUGCGCGCUGGUAAAGCUCAUCUUGAAACUGGCUGUAUCAAAUCCGUGGCUGCUGGUUCGGUGAUUAUGGAGUCAGGCAAGGAUCUUGAUGCAGAUAUCAUUGUCCCUGCUACUGGGCUCAAGCUUGCUAUCGGUGGUCGCAUUGACGUCAAAGUCGACGGAAUCCAGGUAGACCUUGCGGAUCGGUAUGCCUGGCGUACGGCGCUCUUGCAGGAUGUGCCGAACCUGGCUUUCAUGAUGGGGUAUGUCAAUGCGUCUUGGACUCUCGGGACGGAGACUACCAGUCAGCUACUGUGUAGACUCCUGCUAUAUAUGGAGCGGAAUAGAUACACCACGGUGGUCCCCCGUGUCCCGGUAGGCUCUCACCUGCAGCCGGAACCGAUGUGGAACCUCGACGCUACUUAUGUUAAAAAGGCAGCGGGACAAAUGCCCCGGUGUGGAAACAUUGGGCCGUGGAAGGGCCGGACGAACUAUUUCGUGGACCUUUGGAAGGCGAAGUAUGGAAGCAUCACUGAAGACGUGGAGUUUGAUACUGCGGGGAGCAAGGCAUAG